Molecule: messenger RNA, 3810 nt
Organism: Entelurus aequoreus (snake pipefish)
Lineage: Eukaryota; Metazoa; Chordata; Actinopteri; Syngnathiformes; Syngnathidae
Gene: fbln2
Product: fibulin 2
Exons: 17
Coding region: 34-3333 (1099 amino acids)
Cellular component (GO): extracellular region
Molecular function (GO): calcium ion binding
Source: RefSeq, a predicted model, not a curated record
GCACAGCGACGCUGACAUCAAGGAACCCUUUUCAUGCGGAAGCUGACCAGAGAGGUUUUGUUGCUGGGUGCAGCCAAAAUGAGCGCACAAAGACGGGUGCUGCGUGCGUGUUGCGUGCUGCUGGCCCUGCAGAUGGCCGCCAGCCAGAAGGACUGCACAGGUGUGGAGUGUCCUCCGGUGCAGCACUGCCUGGAAUCGGUGAUGGAGCCGGACGCCUGCUGUCCCACCUGCGCCCAGACCGGAUGCACCUGCGAGGGCUACCAGUUCUACGACUGCGUGCGGGCAGGCUUCGGCCAAGGGAAAGUCCCUGAGGGCCAGUCCUACCUGGUGGACUUUGGCAGCACGGAGUGUGUUUGUCCCGAGGGAGGCGGGAAGAUCAGUUGCCGCUUCAUCGAGUGUCCCCAAGUCUCCCACAACUGCAUCCACAUCCUGCAGCCGGCCGACGGCUGUCCGCAGUGUGGGCGCGUGGGCUGUCGCCAUGGCGACAAGACCUACGACGCGGGACACACCUUCCGGCUGGACCGCUGUCAGGUCUGCCACUGUCCCAACGAAGGCGGCAAGUUGAUGUGCUCGCCCGUUCCCGGCUGCGAGCGCCGUAGUGCUCAUGAGCACAGCAACGACUCUAACACCCUGGCCCCGUACCAGCCAGGUCCGGCCGGUUUUGGCACGGACGACUACGACUACUCUCAGCCCGAGCUGACUCCUUCUACCGCCCAGAGUCUGUUUCCAGCGACUGAAGCUCCGCCUCAGUCAAGCUCCGCCUCCAGCGAGGACAGGACAAGCCAGCCGAGGGGCUCGCAAAAAACCUUGGAAAAGAUGAGCGAGGAUGAGGUCACCUUGGAUCCGGCAGUAGAACGGGAAGAGAAGCCCGGAGAACAUGAGGGAGCUGAAGACUUGACACGGAAACACUCAGACCAGAGGAACAAAUCAUCUGAGGACCACCAGAGGACUCCUGAUCAAGAAGAACUCAGCUUGGAUCCCUCAGUCCAGUUCCAGCCCACCAGCAGACCUGCAGACAGGAUGAGGAAGGAUGAAGACCAGACCUCAAAACAACCUCAGAACUUCUCCAACUACCAGACUCAGGAUGUCCAUGAAGUGUCAGUGAUGGACUUGGUGGACACCUGCUGUGAGACAGGAGCAAAAUGGGCGUCAGCUAAUGGUCACUGCAACAGCAUGGACAUGCCCACCAAGGACAUUCAGUCCAUCUGCUGGACGUCCCAGCAGCGGUGUUGUGUGGGCUCGCUGACAGAAGGUCGCUGCCUGGCUGGAGUACGAGCGGCCAGAGGAGGACUGUCGUGUGAGAAGGAUGGCGAUGAUGCGUGUGGACUCGGCUCCUUUAAGGAGUGCUGUGACUGCUGCUCAGUGGGGCUGAAGGUGCGCAGUGCAGGCCAGGAGUGCACAGCUCAAAGACACAUGGGCCUCCUUUGCGGACACGUCUUCCUAAUGUGCUGCCAGGACCAGGACCUUUGGGACCUGAGUGCGGUCAGCUGGCAACGUGUCCGAGAAAAAAAUGCUCUUGACGCCACUUCACCGCCAAAGAAAGUGUCUGACAGCUUGUACCCAAAGGAGGCCUUCUCGGCGGCAGAAGAGCGAGAGGGUGAGAACAUUCUGGAAAGUCCCAUGGAGGUGGAGGACAUGGACGAGUGCCUGAUCUACCAGGGCAACAUCUGCCACCACAGAUGUGUCAACACGCCAGGCUCCUUCCGCUGCGAGUGUUCCCCGGGAUACGAGCUGCAGGAGGACGCGUUCACUUGUGCGAGAGAAAAGGAGGAUGAGGAUAACAGUCUGAAGGAGGACGAGAGUAAGACCACGCCCCCCACGCCGACACUCAACCCUUGUGAAGGAAAUGGCCCGUGUGACCAACGUUGCGUCCCAGAGGGUGGGAGGGUUCUGUGCUCCUGUUUCCCAGGAUUCUCUCUCAUGGCUGAUGGAUAUUCUUGUGAAGACAUCGACGAGUGCACGCGGGCACACGUCUGCCAGCUGAACGAGCGCUGCGUGAACACCGCAGGAAGUUACGUGUGCCAGAGGAUGCUGACGUGUCCUCCAGGAUAUCACAUGGACCGCCACCUGUGUCAGGAUAUUGACGAGUGCAAAGAUGGCAGCCAUGACUGCAGGAGCGAGGCCGAGUGUGUCAACACCGAAGGCUCGUUCACCUGCAAACUCAAAGCUCGCUGUUCGCUUGGCUUCCAACGGGACUCCCACAACAACUGUAUAGACAGUGACGAGUGUGACAGGAGGCCGUGUGCUUCAGGCUUCACGUGCGUCAACACGGUGGGUUCCUACUCGUGUGUCAGGAAGAUGAUCUGCACUCGAGGAUAUCACAGCAGUCCCGAUGGAAGCGGCUGUAUCGACGUGAACGAGUGUGAGAGUGGAGCACAUCGAUGUGGAGAAGGUCAGCUGUGUCACAACAUGGCUGGCUCGUAUCGCUGUGAAUGUCCGACAGGUUAUCAGUACGACUCCUUCAGACGCACCUGUACAGACGUAAACGAGUGUUGGCACUAUGCGGGUCGUGUGUGUGCUCAGACGUGCGACAACACUCCAGGAUCCUUUCAGUGCUCGUGUACUGCCGGCUUCCGUUUGUCCAGUGAUGGCAACAACUGUGAAGAUGUGAACGAGUGCCUGUCGAGUCCUUGCAGCCAGGAGUGCGCCAACGUCUACGGCUCCUACCAGUGCUACUGCAGACCGGGCUACCACCUGCAUGACGACGGCCACACCUGCCAAGAUAUCGACGAGUGCUCCCAAGGCGUCGGCCAACUUUGCACCUACAAGUGCGUCAACGUUCCCGGCAGCUACGAGUGUGCCUGUCCACAACAUGGCUACACCAUGUCCCCCAACGGACGUUCCUGCAGAGACAUUGACGAGUGCACCAGCGGCACUCACAACUGCUCCCUGGCAGAGAGCUGCUACAACAUCCAGGGAGACUUCCGCUGUCUGGCCCUCAGCUGUCCUGACAACUACCGCAAAGUCUCCGACACGCGCUGUGAGCGGAUCAGCUGUCCUAACUUCCUGGAGUGCCAGAAGUCUCCUCUAAGAAUCACUUACUACUACCUCAGCUUCCAGUCCAACAUCCUCAUCCCGGCGCAGAUCUUCCGUAUCGGCCCGUCGCCCGCCUACUCCGGCGACAACGUGAUCGUCAGCAUCACGGAGGGCAACCAGGACAAGUUCUUCAGCACCCGCAAGUUGAACGCCUACACGGGUGCCGUCUACCUGCACCGACAGGUGGAGGCUCCCAGGGACUUCCUCAUCACCGUGGAGAUGAAACUGUGGAGACAAGGAACCUUCACCACCUUUCACGCCAAGAUCUACGUCUUCAUCACCGCCGACUCUCUCUGACCACCACGUGGACCACAUGAUGUAGACCACAUGAUGUAGACUAUAUGGACAAGAUGGCCAUCACAUGACAUGUACAUAAAUAGGUAAAAGUAACAAUGACUGUUAUACCAGCAACAUUCAUAUGUUAUAAUAUGAUAUUAUAUCAUAUAUAUAUUAUCAUUUUAUAACAUCAUAUUUUAAUAAGUUUCAACAUUCAUAUGUUGUAAUUUGAUAUUAUAACAUAAUAUGAUAUUAUAACAUCAUAUUUUAAUGAUCUUCAAAUAAGAGUUUGAUUUGAAGGCAUAUGAAAGAAGAUUAUUACAGAAAAAGAAUAUUCUGUCAUGCUGCACUGCUGCCUUUGUUGUCAAACUCAUUUAAUAUUCACCCAUAAAGUGAAUUAUGUAUGAUUAUGUAUUCUCAUGUUGGAUGUACAAUACUUUUAUACUAAAUACACAAACUAUAACAAAGUAUUCUACUGUCUAUGUACUUUCACUAAAU